UUACUACUUAAUACAGUCAAACCAUUUUUUCCCCUCUAAACGUAAGUCAAUUGUAAUCUUUUUAUAAUAACUUUGUUUGGUUUUUAUUUUAGGUAAUACGAUGCAAUUAAAGAACUUUACUUUAAGAAUGUAAUUAUUUAAUUCUGUAUAGAUAUUUGGUAAGUUCGGAGAAAGGUUUUUGAGUGAGUGAAGUGUGGCACAAUGAGAGCAGAGAACGUGUGCUAGAGUAACAUUCCUUAUUUUCGUUUAAAGAUUUCCACGCUCUUAUUCAGUGGGAUGCCGAUCCCUGUGAUACAUCGUUACCUGAUUUUACCCCAUUCCUCAGUUGGAUCCCAUUCCUUGUUGUAUCCUUGUCACCGGUGGGAUCUUUUACUCUUAGAAUUCUGUUCUAUGAGUGUCACUUAAAGGUAUACCUAGGAGGCAAAUUUUGGCAACGAUCAAUUAAUACAAAUACAUGGUUUACUGUAAUUUACAGUUAUGUACAUAGGUUAGGCCGUUGCAAUAGAAAUUUAAUUUGGAAUACUCUAAAAACUUUCAAAAAAAAAAUUAAAAAAUCUUUACAUUUUAUUUCAUAGCAUGCGAGGAAACGCCUUGAGCAUCAAAGCAACAUAAAAAACAUUUUAAUGCCAUUUAUAUAUAACUAUAACCAAAAACAUUGAACUUUCUUGAAUAAUCUAAAAACUUUAAGAAACUAAUAAAAAUUUAAAUCCAAAAUACUGAGAAAAUUUUCAGGAAGAUGUAGAAAACUCUAUAACUGAAUUAUCAUUGUAGAUCCCACUAUAAAAUAAUAUAGAACUUUAUGGGGAAUUCUAAAUUUAAAAUAAAAUAUUCCCCCACCCACAAAAAUACUGGCAAACGACUGAGCUAUGUAAUCAUUUUUCGAAUACAAGAAAAUCUAAACAAAAUGUCAGUACUGUUUAUUUCUUUAUUUAUUUAGGCAUUUUUAUAUAGCGCUUACCUUAAAGCUCUAAGCGCUUUACAAUUAUUAAAAACAUGUAAACUAAGUAAAAUAAAAAUGAGACACUAGGAUAGUAACUACUAUACUAUAGAAACAAUUAAAAUGGCUAUAAAACGAGGACACUUUGGCACGUUUUGGACUAUACUACAGGAUAAACCCGAGACAGAAAAUGAGGCAGGGCAAGGAGGGUGCAUCACAGGUCAUAGGCGGACCUAAACAGAUGGGUUUUAAGGGACUUUCUGAAAGUGGACGAAGUUUCACAAUGACGGAUAUGGAAGGGGAGCUGGUUCCAGAACGUGGGCCCAUGGAAGUAGAAGGAGCGUUCACCGAUGGUCUUAGUUUUGGUUCUUUCUUUUUAUUUAAGUUAAACAGGUUCCGUUAUGUCUGGGAUAUAGCGUCCAAUAACAAUCAUUCAAAUAAAUCAUUGAGUUAACAUUAAAACAAAUGUCCCAUUAGAAUUCAUUUAAACAGGCUGGACAUUGACCCUCGAAUGACGUUAAUAUGACCGAUAAACCCAGCGAUAUUUCAAUAUGCACUAAGAAGGGUUUUGCAACUAAUCUUGGCCUAGAUCAAUCAAUCCUCAUAACUGCCUAUAUAAUUGGUAUAGACAAAUAUUCAUACAGCUUAUAAAAUGAAAAGAAAAAAUUAGGAUGGGCCCAGCCAGCACCCAGAUCAUUUCUCUUAACUUUCUGAAAAUGGACUAUCAAGUGUUUGUGGACUAAGUUUGGGCUAGAUCCAUCCAUCGAUCCAUCCACAGUAUAGCUGUGUUGGAAAUUAUAUUUAUAUAAUAGAUAUAAGGAAAAAAAUGCACACCCCAGUAUUUCAUUCAUGAUAAUGAAGGAUAUCUGUGCUGAGCUUGGUUAAGAUCCAUUAGUCAACGCAGAGGCGUACGCGUAAAAAGCACAACAAAAUGGAAGUGAAAAUGACAUUGGUUCCUCAAGCCCCAAAAUAGUGGAUGUUGUGAGCUCAGAACCCACCAGUAUUUAAAUAUAUAUAUAUAUUUAUGGCUUUGAAGGGGGGCUAAAUGACUGAGUUAAAUGCAGAUUUAAAAUGGUUGUUUGUAAAUGGACAGAACGAUCCGUUGUUAAAAUUGUCCUUGUUAUUAUUUAACUAAUCAUUUUAUAAAUUCUUUGUCUUUGUUUUUGUCUUUCAGCUAGUCAUUCAUACGUCGACUCAGACAAAGAAUGGGAGCAGAAUCAUCAAAACGAGGUGAUCGAAAAAAAAGUUCAAAAAGGUUGAAUUCAAAUCUAAAUUUUCUUGUCAUCGGUAAAACUGGAAAUGGGAAAAGCUCUUCGUGUAAAGCUAUUGUGGGAUUACCUGAAGACUCACCUCACUUUGCGUCUCUUAGCAAAGUAACUGCAACCACAAAAAGUGUUGGUAACUAUCGGGUACAGAGAUGGGGGAAAGAGAUUAGUGUGACUGAUACGCCAGGCCUUGCAGACACUGAUCUAGAUGAAAUUGCAAACGCCAAAUUCGCCAGGAAAAACAUGAUAAACGCUAUGAAAAUUUGUCCAGAAGGUUUUCAUGUUUUUGUAAUAGUUUUGAGAUGUGACAAUAAAUUUACCAAAGAGGACCAGAACGUGAUUGAGGUAUUAACAGAAAUAUUUGGUGAAGAAAUGUUUCAGUUCACCAUAUUGAUUUUUACCCACGGCGACAGUUUUGAUAUUGAGAACAAAAUUACUGAUGAAAAUGUCAGCCAAAGAAUCUUCAAAACCUGGUGCAGAGCACAAGAAGGAGCCCUGGGAAACUUACUAGCAAAAUGCAAUUUUAGGGUUGUCUUAUUUCACAAUAGCAAAAGAUAUGAAGACAAAAGAGAUGCAGAGGUAAUUGAGUUGAAAAAAGAAACAGAAAAUGUAAUACAAGGAGGCAAACUGUACACAAACGAGCAAUUUCAAAGACACCAAUGUAGCAGAGAUCAACUUCUUUUAAAUAAAUUUUUGGUUGAACUUAAAGAUCAAAUAAAUAAAUCACUGAAGUCAUUAAAAAGUGAACUUAAACUGAUAACUUCUCAAGAAAAGGCAUUUAUUGCAAAAAUAGACGAAGUCUUAAAGAGCACGACGUCUCAUUUGCCAGAUUUAGAAUCCUUGAUGAAGAGUUUGGAGAAUUUAAAAGUUAACUUGAAGAAGAAAGAGAAAAACCAAGAGAAACGUGAACUUUAUUUAAAACUUCGAGACAAAAUCGAUACCCCACUUUUCUUGAGUCUCAAGUUGUUGAGUGAUGACCUUCAGAAAGUUAUCAAUCCAGAUAUGCACAAAGAGGAUCUGAGACACAGGGCAUUGGCGCUACACAGCUACACACGCGAAGAAGAUUUAGGAACAGGCAAGCUGGAGGAGGAACUUGAAAGUAUUGAUUAUUUCCUGUCUGAGAUUAAUGACCUCGACACAAAAGGGAAAGGAGUGUUCACAGAAAUAGAAUGAUUGUCACAGAAUGAUUGUUGUGGAGGAGGGCUCCGGUCCUGACAUAUAACAAACUAUAUUAAUUUAGUAGUCGUUUUUACAAGGCCGCUUCUCUCUAUUGAUUAAAUUGUGGGUGUCUAGACUUUGGGACAGACAAAGCACAACGUAAAUUUAAUGAAAACUCUCAACUCCCAACUCCAAGUGUAUGGAUGCUGUAUAUGUAUUCAUUUCUUGAUGUUAUAACAAUUAAAGCUAAGUCUAUCGAAGAAAAUAUAACCUUUUCAAAAGCAUCUAAUAUCCUCUCUCUCUCCUCCCGGAAGUGCCCCGCCAGCUCAUUCAUGAUCUAUCAAACGUGAUGCGACCCAUAGUUAAGUCCCGAACAAAAAAAAACAAAAACUAUUGCGCACUGAUUACAACUGAGCUCUGUCCUAUACCUCGCCCGAGUCAUUUGUGGCAGCAAAAUAGCACAAUACGGUAUCUUAAUAGUCAAUAAAUAACCAUACAGCAUACUUAAUAAAUACGAUAACUAAUCACAUUGUAGUGCAUAGUGGGAUAGACUUAAGCUAACCUUAAAAAAUGCAACUUCUAAAAUGAGAUGGCCGCCGUUUAUAUUGUAAUCUGCCUUUUUUGUGUUUUUUAUUUGUUUUGCAAACGUGUUUUUGCCCAUACAUAUUAAUGUAUAUUGAGUUGAGUGACAUAUCACAUUAUCACAGUCUGUCACUGGUAAAAAUAAUGUUACAGGGGAAAUUUAACGAGGUUCAAACUCAAACUCAGAUCAGCAUAAAACAAGAUGUAUUUAAAUAAGAAUUAGUUAGCAAAUGAUGACAUCAUUUAAAAAAUAAACAAACUACCAAGUAACUUGAAGUUGUUGUUUUUAGGAAAAGCUGGUUGAAACAAAAAUUUAUAAAAUAAGAACAUAUUUCCAUUAAGCCUAUUUCCGCUAAUAUAUUUUAUUCUGAUGACUACCUCAAACUGUAAAUUUGUGAAAGAAAUAGGAGUGUUGGAACCAUACGGGGACAUUAAAAUUCGUAUUUGCCGCUUUUGGAACUAACAGACUUUCGGCAAGUUCAGUUGUGCGGAGAGCAGAAGAACUUGAAGAGAGCACAUUGCCACAGAUACGCGAUAAAGCUGUGGUUUUCUCUGGCACUGGUUGAGUCUACUAUCUCUCACAAACGUUCGUGUUCUUUUGUAGUGUCCGUUUGGACUUUCAGAUAACGGAAGAGUUGGCCUCCGUUUGCACCUUGCAAAGAACAUCUUAUGUCUAUAAGCAAACAUUUUCAAAUAUAAAGUUUCUGAAGUCAACACAUCAAAAGAGAGGGAUUGUUAAACGUUUGAAAACAAUUCUUUUAAUUGGAUGCAGCAAUUCCAAACCGAACAAUCAUGAUAUCUUGAAACCCAAGCGUCAGUUUCUCCAAUCUCACUAAACUUUUUUGCUGAUUAGUUUUUAAGAUGGGAAUAUGUGCGCACUAGGCCUGAUGUAUAUCUAUCUUUUCGCUAACUUCGACUUCUUUGCUAACUUUUUAAGGAAUAAUAAAUGUACAUUAAUGUGGCAGAUUGUGCAAUGUGACUACAUAUCAUGUCGUAGUAUAUUUGUAUAUUUACUUUCUUAUCAAGAUAUACUUAGUUUGCUCUGCUCCAAUUAUAUAUGAAGAUGGGCUGUUAUGAUUAUAUUAUAGCUGGUUUCUUAAAAUGUCAAAUAUGUUCAACUAUUUCCUAUACAUAUGUACAGUAUUUAUCCAGGUUGUGUAAUAUACCUACAUAUCACGUCGUAGCAUAUAUGUAUAUAUAUUUCGUUUCCUAUCAUGAUAUACUUUUUUCCUCAGCCAAUCAUUUUUCUGUAAUAAUCACGUGACAAUAAAGCUAGACCU
Molecule: messenger RNA, 5222 nt
Organism: Lymnaea stagnalis (great pond snail)
Lineage: Eukaryota; Metazoa; Mollusca; Gastropoda; Lymnaeidae
Source: the annotation of a GenBank genome assembly